Molecule: messenger RNA, 1075 nt
Organism: Papilio polytes (common Mormon)
Lineage: Eukaryota; Metazoa; Arthropoda; Insecta; Lepidoptera; Papilionidae
Gene: Yip1d1
Product: protein YIPF5
Exons: 2
Coding region: 211-1008 (265 amino acids)
Biological process (GO): endoplasmic reticulum to Golgi vesicle-mediated transport; vesicle fusion with Golgi apparatus
Cellular component (GO): trans-Golgi network
Source: RefSeq, a predicted model, not a curated record
UUUAUUUUGACAACGAAACCAAACGAAACUAAAAGAUGUUCUGUAUCUCUCAUCCUCUUCGUUUUCUGUGUAAUCGAUAAUAACAAUUUUGCACUGUUGUUUAAUUUUAAAUUUUUUAGUUAUACCGUAUAUCAGAAAACUUACUAAGAGGCUGCGCAAAAUUUCGACAAACUUUGAUAACUUAGGAUUUGACAAAUCGUAGACUUAAUAAUGGCUGGUUAUGCCAAUCAAAAUGAAUAUGCUUGGUUACCACCUGAUAAUAGCCAAAAUUAUACUUUUGAUAGUACCGCAAAUAAUUUUGCAGAUUCCUCACAAACCUUAGAUUUUCAAACAUUUUUACCAGAGAGGAGUUUCGCAUAUGACCAAGCUCAAGUCCCAUUAGUACCCCCUAAUAAUAAUCAAGGUUAUCAUCCUAACAUUUUUACCCCUGCGGCUAUUCCAAGAGAAGCAAAUGCAACAAUUACAGAAUUUGAUGAACCACCACUACUAGAUGAGCUGGAAAUAUACCCUGAUAGGAUAUUAGAAAAAACAUUAGCAGUACUUAAUCCAUUCCAUGGCCAAUCUAAAGCAGAUGAUGCAAACUUCUUACUCAGAGAUACUGACAUUGCAGGUCCUAUUGCAUUUUGUUUAGCUUUGGCUGUUUGUCUUUUCCUUUCGGGCAAUAAGGCACAUUUUGGUUAUGUUUAUGGGCUCUCUGUAAUGUCAGUUAUUCUGAUGUAUUGUUUGUUGUCACUUAUGAGUCGUACAGAAGGGGUUUUUACUGUUUUAAGUGUUGCAAGUGUUCUAGGAUACUGUAUGUUGCCGAUGGUUGUACUUGCCACUUUGGGAAUAUUUAUAUCUCUGGAAGGAACUGUUGGUUUAAGUCUAUCCGCUGUUGCUGUCAUAUGGUCUGCUCUUUCAGCAAGUAGACUAUUUGUUACAAUGUCUGGAGACACAGAACAGAGGCCUCUCAUAGCAUAUCCUUGUGCGCUUGUCAAUGGAGUGUUUGCUCUGUUAGUACUAUUUUAAACUAAUGACUUAAUCUAUUUUUCUGAAAUUUUAUUAUGUAUUAAAUAUAUUCUUAUUCAACAUACAG